Messenger RNA from Megalobrama amblycephala (Wuchang bream), 1316 nucleotides. RefSeq lists its product as uncharacterized. NCBI's taxonomy places the organism in Eukaryota, Metazoa, Chordata, Actinopteri, Cypriniformes, Xenocyprididae. Bases 474 to 1124 code for a protein of 216 amino acids. The record is from RefSeq and is a predicted model, not a curated record. The transcript is spliced from 4 exons.
UAUCAAAUGAAACUAUAGAAUGUCUUCUUUUUUUUGUGUACACUCACAAUCAAAAUAAAACUUUGUGCUUUUUAAAAAUAAAUAAAAUAUACAGGGUGUGCUGUCCUGCCAUCUCCGUCUCUGCAAACAUCAUUCUAAAACGUCACUAAAAGUAACUAAAAUAGAUGGCUUAUACAUGCUACAUGGACAUGAGAGAUAUGUCUUUGCAAAGCUUUAAGUGUCUACUUUUAAACGAAACAAAUAAAUUCUAAAAAAAAAUAUUCUCCCUUUAUGUAAUCAGUAUAAAAGUAAAGAGAGGUACUGUUUCUCCUGUCUUACCUAAUUAUCUUUAAUGUGUGCCCGCCCACGCGCAGAGCGCUCUAUUCAUAAGAUAAUAAGCUGAGGCGAUCUAUGCAAACUGUAAACGCCCCUAACAGCGUCUUAAAAAGCAUCAAGUUUCAUCAGAUUCAUUCGCUUUCCUGCGCGUUUGGAAGAUGGCACGCUACUCAGGUGAGCAGCCUCUUCAGAUGGUCCUGGACAGUGAGGAAGAGUUCACUUUUUCCUCGGAAGAAGAACACGACUCUGACGAUGAACGUCUGUAUUUUGAAGAGCGACUUGAUCCAGCUGAAGAUACAGUUUCUGAUGAAAAUGUGGAUCCAUCACUCUCGCAUUCACCUGCAAUUCUCACUAAGAGGGCACGCAGCAACACAGGCGAUAAUGAGAAAGAGAAUGUGGAUCCAUCACUCUCACAUUCACCUGCAAUUCCCACUAAGAGGGCACCCAGCAACACAGGCGGAAAUGAGAAAGACUAUAGCCCUAAUGAGAGUGCUCCAAAACCCCUUGCAAAAAAGGCCAAGAAAAACAUUCAGACAAGCAACAGGCAUUCAGCUCUGUCAUGGAAAACAGAUAAUGACACUGACAUGGUUCCACAGACUCUGAGAUUCCUACCUGCACGGGAACCUGGACCACAGCUGCGUCCUGCUGAUGAACACACUCCUAAGAGUCUCUUCAAAAUGUUCAAAAUGCAAGGAAUAAUGCCACCGCUGGUCGUCGGAACUGCAUGCUUUGCAAAGUACAGCUUGGUAAAAGGCAAGACACACCUUGGAAAUGCCAUGCAUGUGACAUUUACUUGUGUCUUCAGUUGAAAAGGAACUGUUUUCAAAAAUGGUACACAGAUGUGUGACUGUUCAGAUUCUCUGUUCACCACCUCUCACUGACCAUUGGGCUGCAAAGAUUAUCUAUAUGUGAUCAAGCAGGUUAUGUAUAGGGUGUAAAAGUGGGCUUUUUUUAUAAACCUUACCUUUAUUUGCCUGUAUACACAAAAUGUACCUUUGACC